This is a messenger RNA of Theobroma cacao (cacao), 1454 nucleotides long. The record is from RefSeq and is a predicted model, not a curated record. Lineage: Eukaryota; Viridiplantae; Streptophyta; Magnoliopsida; Malvales; Malvaceae.
UAAUUUUGUAACGAGUACUAAUGAAAUCUCUAGAAUGUAGCACGCAGACGGCAGAUCAGCUCCCAAAUGAGGGCGAGAGCUCAAAUAUACGUACUCCCAAAUACUUCUUUAAGUCCUAAACCACCACCGUCUCUAGUUAUUAUAGUCAUCUAAGCUCAAAAUCUUGGGCUUCAACUCCGUCUCUCUUCAACAGUUCAACCUUAGUAAGUAUCUUUCAGAAGAAAACUAAAUUUUGUUUUUCAAAAAAAAAAAGUAAAUGUGAAAGUUGCUGCUUUUGCGAUUGCAAAAUCUGGAUGUCCAAUGUUUAAUUUGGAAUCCUUUCAUUAAAGAAUCUCCCAUGUCGCACAAGGCUCUAGAACCACGCCACUCAAUAGACUCGUGCACGUUCCAGCUCCAUUCAUGGAGACCUUUCCAGCUCCAACAAACCCUAGACUCCUCCGAUCCCCAACAAACCCCGCCUAAACGCGCCUCCACCAAUUGCUUCCAUUCCAAACGCCCUUGCCUCUCUGAUCGCACCACUUCUUUCUCCAUCGACCUCUCCAAGCUAACCCUCCUCGACGACGACAACAACAGCAGUUACAACCCAAUCGCCGCCAAUCCCAAGAGGGGUAGCUUCAGGUUGUUCGCAAGAAAACGCCGCCGCCGCGGGUCGAGGUCGGUGUCGGGUCGGAGCUCCGACCGGAGCGGGACUCGAAGGUGCUGUUCUGUGGGGGCGUCCGCGGCGUAUGGGACGUGCUCCGAUUUUCCGGUGGCGGUAGGGACGGACUCGAGUGGGGAGCUGUUUGGAAAUGGUGCUGAUGCUUAUUGGGCCUCGGAUGUGAGCGAGGCCCGAAAUUCGAGGAGGGAAAGAGGGGAUGGUGGGAGUGGAGAGAAGGAGAGCUUAGGGGGGCAAUUUGGGGGUUUUGAUGCUCAAGGGAAUGAAUCUGGGUAUGGGAGUGAGCCUGGGUAUCGUGGGGAUGGAGAGUUUGGGUACGGGGACGAGGUUGAUGAGGAAGAAGAGGAUGCUCGCUUGUUGUUUUGGGGGCAUCACUUUGGAGCAGAUACAGAUUCUAAAAUGGAGAUGGUUGGGGAAAACACUUUUUCUGAUCAGAAAGCCCAUCAUAGAUGCCGCCGCAAAAAACAUGAUUAUAGAAUGGUUGAUUCCGUGAGGUAAAUGUCCAGUUAUAAAAUAUUGGCAUACUCCUUUAUUCCAGCUUGUCACUGUUUAUACAGUGGGCAAGGAUUUGUUGGCUUCUAGAUUGCCACUUGAGAGCUAUUACAAUAUGUCAAUUACUAUGCAGCCUUGUGCAGUUGAAAAUUUUUUGACAUUCUUCAGGGUCUCUGCGCAGAUGCUAUUAUGCAGUAUUCUAUAAAUUAAGCAUAAAAGAUUUUGGAUGUUGUGUAUUAACAUUGUAACAUGUUAUUGUAAGAAAGCAAUGUAAAAUGUGCUAUUGAGAUUCAUGUUUUGUUCCUUA